GCAUUUAUGGUUUACAGCUGUUCACGGAGAAGACAGUCCCUCCAGCCACGCGUCAACACUGACGAACUUCCGGGAAACGUUUUAAUUUGUAUUCUGGAGCUGACUGCUGUUCAAACAUAAAUGCAUAGCGUUUUAAAUACAACAGACAAAACAAGAGGCUAAAAAAAUACAAACUAAUGAAUGUACCUGGCGCGAUGUGUCAAAUCUUCGGGGCAGUCGAAAAAAAUGUCCACGGACAUUAGUGAGAGAAGUGACUGUCUCCAGUUUUGGGAAGUAUUCGCCGAACGGGUGAAGUGCUCGCUCUGGUUGCAAUGUGAGACGACGAGAUAGCCUGCUUUUUAAACCACACCGCCUAUUGCUUUCUUCCUCUUCCUCGUUCGUCAAGCUGCUAGCUUGGCUUGCAGCUAGCUUUAGGUUAAAAACAAAACGACAGGAGAGGAAACUCCACGAAAAAAACUGAUGCUGCGAAAUCUCUAAAUCUCCCGUCGGAGAAUGGGGGACCGCCGAGCAACUGGGAUAAAAUUGGCUUCUCUCGUCUUGCUCGCCUUUUCUUACAACCUGGACGCCUGCGUUGCCACUGAGAGGAUUUAUGGGCUCACAAGUUUCAUCUGAUGAGAUGAGCGUGCGUGCUGGCCAGGGUAGUGAUGAAGUGCUCGUGUCGCAGGCUGUGUGGGACUACCUGGCUGCAGCAGGCAGAUCCUGGCUCCUUGACUUCCAGCACGAGCAGGGCAUGAACGCUGGCAUCGUUAGGCGGGGUGAGAGAGGGGGCUGCUGUGCUGUAAGGUUGCAGCCGGUGCGAGGCACCGGGCUCGCCAGUGUGUCGGAUGCAGCCGUUUCCAGUGAGACACGUAAAGCCUUCAUCGAUCUGUGCCGCUGUGCCCGCAAGGAGAUGAGUAAGCAGGAAGGUGGUCCCAAGAGGAAACGGGCCCUGCUACCCUGUGUGGGUGUCCUGGAGCCAAACGGCGAGGGGAACUUGCUCCAGCCGCCGCCCCAGCCCCGCCGCUCCCAGCGACAGCAGCAGCAGAAGUUCCGGAAGGCUGUGGACGAAGAGGCCAUGGUUCAAGAGGCACCCCACAGGAAAGACUGUGGAACCUCUAACCAAGGCGAAGCCGAUGACAACACUUCUUGCUCCAUCUGCAUGGGGGACAUUGUAGACAAGACCACGCUGGAGAAGUGCGGCCACUCCUUCUGCCGCUGCUGCCUGGAUCAGGCAUUCCAGGUGAAGAGGGCCUGCCCUGUGUGUCGUCUGGUUUACGGCCUGCUAAUAGGUAACCAACCUGCCAAUGGCACCAUGAUUGUUGAGCGGGAUCCUGCUCUGCAGCUACCGGGUCAUGAGGGCUAUGGUUGUAUCUGCAUCAUCUACAGCUUCCCUCCUGGUUUACAGGCGCCAGAGCAUCCCAACCCGGGCGUGCGGUACCCAGGUACAGACCGUUUGGCCUACCUCCCUAACAGCCCCGACGGGAACCGUGUGCUCGGGCUGCUGCGCCGGGCCUUUGAACAGCGCCUUACCUUCACGAUCGGUACCUCCAUGACAACAGGCUUGCAAAAUGUCAUCACCUGGAAUGACAUCCACCACAAGACCUCAAUAUGGGGCGGGCCCCGCUGGGCACAUAAAAUCAUGUGGUGCACCGGAUCUGGCCCCUGGGCCUUGGGUUUAACACUUGUGGUUUAGGCAAACUCCCGUACACCCUCGAGGAUCCUGCCGAGUGUGUAGAGCUGGUCCACUGUUCCGUGGCCAGAACGAAAACCACAUUGCUCCUGGUGAAUCUGAGAUUCAACUUCCCGAAGGACCCUCCUUUCCAGCACCCCUGAAUCCUUUUUG
Messenger RNA from Syngnathoides biaculeatus (alligator pipefish), 1822 nucleotides. It is a transcript of the gene dtx3, whose product is annotated as deltex E3 ubiquitin ligase 3. Lineage: Eukaryota; Metazoa; Chordata; Actinopteri; Syngnathiformes; Syngnathidae. The transcript is spliced from 5 exons. Gene Ontology annotation, biological process: Notch signaling pathway; protein ubiquitination. The coding region runs from base 590 to 1672 and encodes 360 amino acids. The record is from RefSeq and is a predicted model, not a curated record.